This is a messenger RNA of Didymodactylos carnosus, 471 nucleotides long. NCBI's taxonomy places the organism in Eukaryota, Metazoa, Rotifera, Eurotatoria, Philodinida, Philodinidae. The record is from the annotation of a GenBank genome assembly.
AUGUCAAUUAUAGUUACCAUCGAAAUUAAAUUUGUACCAGAAACAUAUGACCAACUAUUAUUGACAGACAGUGAGUCGAUAUGGCGUAUGACAACAUCAAUUUGGUUAGACGAAAUGAAAAUACAUCGUUCCAUUGAGCAUCGAUGUUUUGAUGACGACUGUUCAUUGAUGUCAAUCGAAAAUGCACUUUUCGACAAUAUUAAGAAGUUCAAUGGAUAUUCAACAAAUUUAUGGCGAACGUUAUCAAAUAUUCUCUUUGACGAAUUUAAUGACAGUAAUAGUACAAUGGAUUUAUCAUGUUAUGAUGGUAUACUUGAUGAUAGGGUUUCAUGUUUAAAGGAUUUUUGCCAAGCAUCGGGUACAUUAUCAAAAGAACCAACAAUGAGUUCAUGUUCUAAGAAAAAAAAUGGAAUAAAAUCAUCCGUUGGAGUACGCAUUACAUCAGAAAAAUUAACAAGUGUAAGUAAAUGA